AUGUUCGCUUUCAACUCCAUUCUAUUCGCCUGUUUCUUCGCUCUAGUCAACUCUCAAAGUGACUGCAAAGGCUUUGGACAAAACUGUGAUAGAACCGUGUUUAACCGUUGCUGUGGUGACCUGCAAUGUGAAUUGAGUAGUCCUUUUCACGGAGUGUGUACUUUCUGCUUGAGCCCGGGUCAAAUGUGCCUACGUGACACCGACUGUUGCUCUGGCAACUGCCGUUGGUUUAAAGCUUGCGCUUGA
Molecule: messenger RNA, 246 nt
Organism: Rodentolepis nana
Lineage: Eukaryota; Metazoa; Platyhelminthes; Cestoda; Cyclophyllidea; Hymenolepididae
Source: the annotation of a GenBank genome assembly